AGGGCCGGAAGCGGCGCCGGGAAUGGCUCUAAGGGAGGGUGGUGAGGCUGGAGCCAGAGCCGGAGUCUGGAGGCGGGAGCGGCCACCAUGUCUACUCAGCGACUACGGAAUGAAAGCUAUAAUGACUACAGUUCGACGGAGGUGAGCCCGACUGAGUCGCCUUCCAAUGGACUAGAUGACUUCCCCAGCUCGAGCUCCUACCAACGGUUUGGGGAAACCAGCGGGACAACAUGGUUCCAGACCUUGAUCCACUUAUUGAAAGGGAAUAUUGGCACAGGUCUCCUAGGGCUGCCCCUGGCAGUGAAGAAUGCAGGGAUCUUGAUGGGUCCUCUCAGUCUGUUGGUCAUGGGCAUUGUGGCUGUGCACUGUAUGGGCAUCUUGGUGAAGUGUGCACGUCACAUCUGCCAGAGGCUACGCAAACCCUUUGUGGACUAUGGAGAAACAGUGAUGUACGGGCUGGAAGCUAGCCCUAGCUCUUGGCUUCGGACUCAUUCCUUAUGGGGAAGGCAUAUUGUGAGCUUCUUCCUGAUUGUCACUCAGCUGGGCUUUUGCUGUGUGUAUUUUGUAUUUCUGGCUGACAACUUUAAACAGGUAGUGGAAGCAGCCAAUAUGACGACCAACAACUGCCAAAGCAAUGAGACCGUGGUGCUGACGCCCACCAUGGAUUCACGGCUCUACAUGCUCUCCUUCCUGCCUUUCCUGGUGCUGCUGGUGUUUGUCCGAAACCUCCGAGCCCUGUCCAUCUUCUCGUUGCUGGCCAACAUCAGCAUGAUGGUCAGCCUCAUCAUGAUCUAUCAGCAUAUCGUGCAGGGAAUUCCAGACCCCAGAAACCUGCCCUUGGUAGCAAAUUGGAAGACCUACCCCCUGUUCUUUGGUACAGCCAUAUUUGCAUUUGAAGGCAUCGGAGUGGUGCUGCCCCUGGAAAAUAAAAUGAAUGAGCCCCAGCAUUUUCCAGUCAUCUUGUAUGUGGGAAUGACCAUCGUUACCCUGGUCUACAUCAGCCUGGGAUGCCUGGGUUACCUUCAGUUUGGAGCAGCCAUACAAGCCAGUAUAACCCUCAAUCUGCCCAAUUGCUGGUUGUACCAGUCUGUCAAGCUGCUUUAUUCCAUUGGGAUCUUUUUCACCUAUGCCCUGCAGUUCUACGUCCCUGCAGAAAUCAUCAUCCCUUUUUUCAUCUCCCGAGUGACAGAGCGUUGGGCGUUGGUGGUAGAUUUGUCUGUGCGCGUAGUCAUGGUCUGUCUAACCUGUGUCUUGGCCAUCUUGAUCCCUCGACUAGACCUUGUCAUCUCCUUGGUGGGCUCUGUGAGCAGCAGCGCCUUGGCUCUGAUUAUCCCUCCACUCCUGGAGAUCACUACGUAUUACUCGGAAGGCAUGAGCCCCAUCACCAUUGCUAAGGACAUCUUGAUCAGUGUCUUGGGCUUCAUUGGGUUUGUGGUGGGCACCUAUCAAGCACUCUAUGAGCUGAUCCAGCCAAGUGUGUCUCCCGCUUUUGCCAACGUUACCAGUGCCUUUGUACAAUGACCUUUUCGGUACAUUCUCUGCGUGAAGCCACCCCACCCCACCAAAUGUCUGUCGCCAAGGCCUCGGGUAAGGCCAAGGAUGGAGCAGGCUAGGUAGGGGCUACUCUUAUUUGUCAGUCGGGGACUUAUAAAUAGCCAGGCCAGUGGGACUGGUUGGACUGUGGAUGAUUCCAAUAGUGAUGGUCAUUUCUCAGUACUUGUUUUACCCCAACACUUUCCCACCCGUUCCCUCCCCUCUUACAUUUUGUGGCUUUUAUCUUAGUGCAGCACAACUCUCUCCAUCUUUCAGUGACUCACCUGGAUAGUUUCCUCUCCUCUGGUCCAAGCCUCUACAAAACAGGUCCAUCUGUUUGACUGCUACCCCUGUUCUUUUACCUCUGAUUUUCUUGCCUUCUGGACUCUUCUGGGGGGCUGCACCUUAAACUACUUUCAGCUGAAUACUUCAAGUUACAGUCUUGAUCCUGACUUGAUCCAGGUUUUCUGGGGCACCUUAGGCAGCACCUUCCCCUCAGAAUCUACCACAUGUGGGGGACGAAUAUGAGCACGUUCCUAAUCACUUAGCACUUUGAACACACUCUGUACUGUGUGAGUUCAAAACCUUUCUGCUUUAUUUCAAGUUAGGCCUCUGCACCUGAACUCUCUCUGAGUCUGUAAUUGCUGGGGUCAUUAGACCCAGCUUAUUCUUGCCAAACCUCACCCUUGCUUUUCCUAUGAAAAAAAUUACUUGAUUUAAACUCGUAAUUUAUUGUACAUUUAGCAUAGAAAUGGGGAAAGCAGUCCGCUGCUCUCAUAACCAUCUUCUAAGAGAAGAUUAAUGCACUUGGGACAAGACUUGAGGCUCGCAUGAGGCCAAAACACAAAAUGUGUCACAGGACGUUUAGAAAAUUAAUUCUAUAAGCCAGGUUCCUCAGUCUCUAUGAGAAGAAUUGAAAGGUAUGACAGUAUCCUCACUGACAGCAUGUAUUGGAACCCUGAAUCCAUCUCAGUCUGGUUAAAUUGGCAGCAUAUGUCCCUGCCUCAUUCUCCUUCUAGGCUGGGGGUUAUGUAUCCCAUUGACAAAGAUGAGAAGUCAAGGUCAGCAAGUCAAGUCCUAGAUAGAAACAAAGCAAUUGAGGAAUUCCCACCAUGUGGGGUGAAGUUACGUUGUGGAACUUGAUUGAUUAAGGAGCUCAGUCAGAGAGUUCUCCAUAGUACAGCCCUUACUGGCUCCAGAGCUGUCUCUCUGUCCCACACUUCUCAUGAGCCCAUUAGGGGACAUACCUACUUGGGGCACUGGUAACACUAUUAUAAGGGAUCCUGACCUUUUCUUCCUAUCAGGCUUCCCUAUGUGCCAGGAGCAUUGGUUGCUAAGGAUCUGAGGCCACCUUAGCCUAAAUUAAGGUUUUGGAAGCUUCCCAGUCCUGAAUUUGAGAAGGGGCUGAACUAGCCUCUUGAAGAUGAGUCUCACUCAUCUAACUUUUUACUGUUUCCUUGCCCUUCCUGCUUGAUGAUUGGGAAAUGAUUCAAAAGGGCAUUAGUGAAUUCUUUGACUCUGUCUGUUGGCCCAGAGGGUUUUAGCAAAGGUCCAUUUGGUGCCUCUCCCACCCCUCCCUGUGCCCUCACCAUAACUCUUUGCUCUGCUGCCCUGGAAAUACAGGUGCCUUAGGCAGUAGGGUAGGGGAGGGAAGUUUAUCUCUCCAUCUUUGCUUUGCCUUUUUGCCUUCAAGCAGGGCUCAGGCUUCUAUGUGAGUACUUGAUGCUUAAGUCAGUGGGGUGGCUGAGGGUGAAAGCUUUAGUCAAGGUGACCCUAUGCCUCUGAAAUCAGCAGGAUGUCAGGGGUUCUUCCUCCAAAAUCAAGUACAGCUAGAUGUCAGGUGAAGGGGCUGAAGAAGGAUUUCUUUUUAAAUGUACAAUGUCUCUUAAUAGAUAAAAGAUGCUUAAAAACUCUAGCAAAAAAGAUUUACAUCAAACAAUCAAACUGAGGACUUAUUCUGGUCUCAUACCUAUUAGAACCAAAUUACAAUUUAUAACUUGAUUCUGGCCAGUGGGAAUUUUGUUUUCCAUCCCAUGCUGUUAGGGGAUGGUAAAGGGUCUUGGAAAACAAAUGCAAACUGGAAUGGAUAGGAGGUGCUGGUUCUUUGGUUCUUAAAUUCCAGAAGAGAAUUUAAUAGUUUUUUUUUUACCUCCCAUUAUCGGCCAAGCUUCUGGAAUCUAUGUAACCACCCUGCUGUUAGCUUAACAGUCUAUCCAGAAUGGUCCUCAGUCCUUCCUCCCUCCUCAUAUUUCUUUGGAACCCCUUCUGCAUCACUGCUGUGACCUAGGCCAUGACCUCAGGGCCUAGAACACUUGAGACAGAGACCCAGGACCUCCCAGCUAUGGAGCAGAGGCCAGGUCAUAAUGUCAGCUUUCUGCUCCAAGGUCUCUUAAGGGACCAGUGCCUCUGCUUUGCACUUUGUAGAAACUAACCUAGGGGCUCUGUCCUCUUAAGGGUGCUGGAUAUGUAGCUAGGGGAGAAAAGGCUUAAAGGGAGAAGGCAGGCAUGAGGAGCUUUUUUUUUUUCUUUCCGUUGUCCUUUGAAUAGAAAAUCAGAGCCCUAAAGACCCUGCCCUCUAGGGAGUGGCUCUCCAUGUACCUCCAUAAUGUUCCUAUCCCUUCUUUGUUUCUUCCUCCCCUUGGCACCUCUUUGCUUGUAAAUAUUCCAGGCUUUUUACUGCAAGGGACUCAGUUUCUGUCUGGGUUCUCUGUCUAUUCCCUAGACUGGGUGAGUUGGGCUGAUCGCAGACAAGGGUCUACGGGAACCUCAAAGAAUGCAGGGUUCUCUUCAUCCAGCGCCAGAAUUGGGAGCGGGGGUUUCCUAAUCUCACUUGACAAAGUACAAUCCUACUCAUCUAGAGAGGGGGCAAGGGGAAAUUCCUAAAUUUACUGGGAGCUAGGUGCCCUAUCCUGGUAUGUUGGGUUCAGGUCCCUUGUCCCUGGUAACAACUCUCUUCACAAGGGCAUUAUUUAUGUUUAGUGCUAUCCAAGUGUUAGACUGAUGAGCACUGCUGUGUACGCACAAACCCUGAGCAGAAGUGAAUAGUUUUGUGUUAGCCUAGACCCUGUUGCCUAUAGCCUUCCCAUUCUGUGAUCCAACUUCCCUACCCUAGUUAGUAUUGGAUAUGCUUAGUACCAAGACCUCAUCCUUCAAAACCCUAUAAUCCUCUCCUUCAAAAAACCUUUUAGUUUUGUGAAACCCUUAAGGUAGUGAAACCGAGCUGGUAAAUUGGGAAAGAUCACUUUCCUCCCUCUCUACCACCUCUCUAGAUACAUGUUAGGCAGAAGAAUGCCUUCUUUAUUUAACACUACAUGCUCACUUCAUGCUUUCUUCAAGUGUAACAGUAAAAUUCCACUCAUUGUUUACAGAUUUUAUUCCUUAUUCACUACUGCAAAUGAAUUGGUCUGAGCGUCUUAUCUGUAUAAUAAGGUAAUAGAGUCAGUGCUUGGUGUUGGGCAGAACAUUAUGCUACUUACUCUCAGAAGAGCCAUACAUUUGCCACUUUCUCCUAAGAGAGCCAUAAAGUGAAAAUAGUCUGAUUUGGUGACUUCAGAAUUGCCUUGCAUUUGAAAUUUGCAGAAAGGAUCAAAUGAUUGUCCAUGAGCACAAAUUGAACAGACAUCUUAGACUACGGCUCAGGCAGGGGGAGACUAGGGAGUCAAGGGUGUGUAUUGCUUUUGAAACCUUGGGCAGAAUGGCUUAGGCAGUUUAUCCCUCUAGUUCCAAGGUGGUUUGGCCUAAUGGUGUCAAGUUUCUUCUGAAUCUUUGUACCAUCAAAGUGUCUUAUUGGUUUGGUCAGGGUUGGGGCUAGGCUAGGAGCAGAGAGUGCACGGUUAGAAAUAAUUAGAUUUUUUUAACUUCAAGAAGAGGUUAAUAAAUUAUCAGAGGGUGAAGUUUGAUGUCUGACAAUUACUUAACUGAAAAAUCAACCAAUCAUGUUUGCCAUUGUCCAAAUGAAUAAGAGAGUAGAAAGUCUCAAUUCAAUGUAAGAUUGCCACAUGGCAGAUCCCAGUAACCAGGAUAUCACCGUAUAAUGCAACCACCAGGAGCCGAUGGUAUUGUAAAUGUUUUGUGCCUUUUAUAUUUAUAUUAAGUACAAAUGUGGCUCAUGCAGGGAGCUUUGUGGGAGAUCUUGUGUUUGAUUCUGCACAUGGAUCAUGUGUUUUUCCUUUCAAUAAAUGAAGUGUUUUUGUUUUCGUUUUUUUAAUUUUGA
This is a messenger RNA of Vombatus ursinus (common wombat), 5746 nucleotides long. RefSeq names its product proton-coupled amino acid transporter 1-like. Gene Ontology annotation, biological process: proline transmembrane transport; L-alanine transport; proton transmembrane transport. Gene Ontology annotation, cellular component: vacuolar membrane. The transcript is spliced from 11 exons. The record is from RefSeq and is a predicted model, not a curated record. Gene Ontology annotation, molecular function: amino acid:proton symporter activity; glycine transmembrane transporter activity; L-alanine transmembrane transporter activity. NCBI's taxonomy places the organism in Eukaryota, Metazoa, Chordata, Mammalia, Diprotodontia, Vombatidae. The coding region runs from base 88 to 1521 and encodes 477 amino acids.